This is a messenger RNA of Schizosaccharomyces octosporus yFS286, 3392 nucleotides long. RefSeq names its product SIN component scaffold protein. Gene Ontology annotation, molecular function: protein binding. Bases 88 to 3279 code for a protein of 1063 amino acids. The transcript has a single exon. The record is from RefSeq and is a predicted model, not a curated record. Lineage: Eukaryota; Fungi; Ascomycota; Schizosaccharomycetes; Schizosaccharomycetales; Schizosaccharomycetaceae.
ACGCUAUUCUAUACUAACCAGAAAGGAAUGCCAUUUGAAACGUAAACAAACACGAAACAGCAUAAAGAAGACAUGAGAGUAGCAUAAAUGAACAUGGAACAACUGUGGCUUGAACAUGAUUUGAGUGAAGAAUGGAUUCCAAGGUCGAAUUCCGAUGAUUCAGACUCCAAAGAGGAAAUACAGUCUUCUCCAAAUGCCACAAACACAAACUCAUCCAAGAAGGUAUCUACUGCUCCUUCCAGUGAUCCAGGUACCUUUAAGAAAGGAUCCGAAUCUUCUUUAGAUAUUCCGCAAUGGAAACAGAUUAAUGCAAAGAAUCCAGUUGCUCGUGACAUUUUUGCAAAACUAGAUUUAGAAAAUCUGUUUGAUGGAGGCGGUAGUUCAAGGAAUCAUUCUAGCUCAUCACAAAAGCGACCAGAUUCUUCUUCCAAUCCAAUUCCUUCGAGCUCUCCUAUUCCAUCCAUCUCCUCUGAACCUUCAAGAAGCUAUCAUGCCAAAUCUCUGCCCAGACAUUCGUUCUCUUCACAAUCAAGGCAGUCGCCUACUUUUUUGAACAGCUCGCCCCCAACAACAAGCUCUCGUCCCGAUACAGUUUCUGAUUCAAGCCCACCUCAUUCUCAAAAGUCUUCGUCAUCUCCAAAGAAAGAUUCUUCUCGGUCUUCUUCUAGAAAACGACAUUCUUCCGUGACAAACUCCUCAAAAUCAUCUUCUCCUUCUUCGAUGGUUUCAUCUCCCUCUGUCCAGAAAGGUAACUCUUCCCCCUUAAAACUUUUCCAAGGUGCUAGUGAUCCUUUUACCCGUGAACAUUUGAAUCAACUUGCUCAGGAUGUCAAAUCAAACUCUUUUGAGUCCCCUGCAGAGGACUCAUUUCCGUUGCCUAGCUCUAGACGGGUUUCCAAGCCUGUGCGCACAACUGAGCGGAAAGCUGGGCUUAAUACCAAGGACUUAUACCAAGAGGUAGAAGAGGUUAUGGCAAAGUUACGGGGUCGAAUACCAGCAGCAAGUCGUGAGUCUACUGUUUUCCUUCCUAGAAAACUAAGUGGUCUUCAGGAGGAGGAGGAACAAAAUGAAGCCAGUGAAUUUAGCAAAGAUGAUAGCUCUAAUCCUUUCCCUUCCCUUAGUGAUCAACUCCACUUGCGCGAGUUGGAAAAAAAGCAAAAGAUUUUGAAUUUACACCAAAACCAGUCAGAAACAGCGUCAAAUUUUUCACCACCUUCUUUAGUUCAGUCGUCUGCUGGAACAAAAAGCGAAAAGCAAACUUCCUAUGCAUCUUCUGAGGAUCGUUUGAAAGAUUCUUAUAAAUCACGUAGUCAAAAAACGCGAAAUGACAGCAAAAAUCAACAAGACAUAAAAGCUCAUUCAGAAAAUCCAAACAUGGUUGUAAUUACCCCAGCAGACUUACCGGAUGGCAUCAAUACGACUCAAGGUUCAAUGGAAUAUGACCGUGUGCACAACCGCUGGCGCCGUCGUGGUCAUGACUCUGAUAUAGCUUUUGAUUUCGGAUCCGAAGGAGAGGAUGAUGGGUUCUCCUCUAAUCUGACGGUCUCCUACAAAGCCGCUGAAGAUUCUAGUCCUCCUUCGAAUCAACGCCCAAAUUUUCAAAAAAAGCAGCCAAACUCUUUUCCAAUGAGGAAAGAAACUAAUAAAGAUCUUAAGCAUUCUUCAUUCUCUCUUCGUGAUGUUUCCAAUACUCCUUCUCAAGUUGCUUUUUCCUUCCAGGAUUUCCUACCAAAGGACAAUAGCCAUGACAACUUCAAUCAUUUGCUAGCCAACAAUUCUUCCGACUUUCCUGCCGAUGGACCAACAUCUACUUUUAAUUCCCCUGAUAAAACUCAUGACGACCAAGCAAUGGAUGAAGAUUACAGUUUUUCUGUGUCAAAGCAAUCUAUCACUCGUUUACUUGAAGACGUGGAGCCUUACCAUCCAUUUUGGAAAAGGAUUAUUCAGUUAGACAUAAGUAGGAGGGAUUUAAACUCUUUAAUUGGGCUUUCUGAGCAAUGCCCGUGCCUUGAAGACCUUAAUAUAGAGAGUAAUGAGUUAUCCUAUUUGACUGGAUGUCCUUCUUCAAUUCGAAAUUUGAAUGCUGUUAAUAAUCACUUGUCCAGCCUUACCACUUUUUCACACUUGAUUAAUCUCCAAUAUUUAGAUUUGUCGUCUAAUCAGUUGGAAGACCUAACAGCUCUCUCUCCUUUGAUCCACUUGCGUGAACUAAAUGUUGAUAACAAUCAACUAUGGAACAUUGACGGAAUAUUACGUUUAGACGGACUUCUUAAACUAAGCGCUCGUGGAAAUCGCUUUAGACAUCUCUCUUUCACAAACUCCAAUUUAAAUAGACUGGAGGAAUUGCUUUUAGGCAACAGUGCAUUAGAAAGCAUCGAAGAAAUUAGCUCCCUUCAAAAUUUAAUGGUAUUACAGUUGGAUGGCAAUCAACUUACAACUUUACAAGCUAGCCAGCCGAUGAUUCAUCUUCGCGUUUUGCGUCUAAAUAACAAUGCGAUCCAACAUUUGGAGGUAGAUCAAUACCCAAAUUUGCGGACAUUGUAUAUGGAUUACAACUGCUUUACGACGAUUCCCGACAUUUAUCGGCUUAAGCGUUUAGUCAAUUUUUCUUUCCGAUCGCAAGAAUUGAAAUCUGGUAAAUAUACGUUUACUCCUCCUUUAGACAUAAGGAAUUUGUACUUGUCAAACAAUACCCGUAUGAUACUACAGACCCAUAAUAUGUUACUAGGAAUCAAAUAUUUGGAGUUGGCGAAUAUUCAAAUAACAGAGUUACCCGCCGAUUUUGCAAAGAGCUUGCCCAAUCUUCGAGUUUUAGAUUUGUCUCACAAUUAUAUAAGUGAAAUUUCUGCUUUAAAGGGGUUUUCAUUGUUACACCGUUUGUACCUUGUCGGUAACAGAAUUGAGAAAAUGAAGAAUGUAUGCGAUACACUGUCCCACUUGAAAAAGUUGACUCAUCUUGAUUUACGCAUGAAUCCUUUAACGUUUAGCAUUUAUCCAAUGAUUGAUGACCCCGUGUAUGAACUGUCUGCUGCUUCUAAAUACCAUCAGAAUUUUGGCCAACCUUCCCAAAGGACAGUUAGACAUCCCGGACAGAAGUGGGCUGAAAAAGACAGUGCAUUCAUUAAAACGAUGUCAGAUUCAGGAAAAAGCCGCCGCAAAAUGUAUACCGAAGCAAUCACCCUGUCCUGUUCUCGCCUGGAAUGGCUAGAUGGACUGGAAUUUGAACUCAAUGGAAACGACACUUCUAUAUUACAUUCUGUGCUUCAUGAGAUAAAAUAAUUUACAAGGAAAGCUUUUGUUUUUUGGUUAAUGAACGUUAUACAUUAAUAUAUUACGAUCUAAACUUUUGUACUCUAUUUAAAUACGCACAACCACAUAAUUUUAUGGACGAU